AUGGUUGACUUACCAUCCGUUAAACAAUCUUACAUAAUGACAACUACUAGUGAUCUCAAAGCACGACCGAUUAAAAGCACUUUGGGAGUAUUACCCAUGCGGCAAAGUGAAUCAAUACCAGAAUUAAAUCUAGUUCAUUUACGUGGUCGGUCAGUGAUGCCAUUGGAUAUGUUCGAUGAUGAAUUUACAAGUAAUCGCGUUGCUGCGAAUACGCCAAUUACACCUAGACGGCAAUUGCCUACAUCAGAGACCAAUCCUAUGAGUGCUGGUGAACGAUACGAACGUUUACCAGCUAUUUUACCCAUGGUUGGAACGACGCAUACGGCUGUUCUUCAAGAAAGACAACCAUUAGUAAAACCAGUGAUUCAUAGACCAGUGCUCAAGAAACGUAAGGUUGAUGUUGUUGUAGUCGAAAGUGAUGUAAACGAACGAAAUACUCCAAGAUCGGUAAUUAAUCGUAUGGUUAGAGAAGCUCAAUUGUUAACUCAACCUACUGGAAGUGAUCGCGUUAGAUCGCAAAGUCGAUUAUCGGAUAAACCUCAAUCACUUGUUACUACAACGAGUGGUACAAGUACUCAGCAACAAUCAUCAACAGUAGUCAGUGAAGAUCCGACACGUAUGGCGGUUGAAAAUUUAAUAGCAUCGAUCAAAUCAAAACAAUUGCAGGAAGCACAACGACAAUCUGAUCGAAAAAUUGUCGAUAUUAUCCAUCGUGUACUUGGCAGAACUGUUGAUCUUGUUUACGAUGAAGAUGAAUAUGAAAGAAUCGAACAGCAAGAUGUAGCUAGAGAAGAUUCUGAAAUAGGUAGAUCGACGGAUGUUGGUGCAGAAGAGGAAGAGAUGGACGAAGAAGAUGCUACCAUUGUCAGUCGAGCAGCUGAUGGUAUUAGAAGCAACGAUCAAGUUGAACUUGACCAAAAUCAACGGGACAAAGAUGAGCAAGAAGAAGACGAAGAUGUACAGGACGAAGAUAUCGAUGAGCGUGAUAGAACUAUUGGUACAAGUGAAUUUGUGGAUGAAGAUGAAGAAAUUGAUAUUACACGUGAUCCACUCUACUAUCAUACACUGUUAGAAGUUACAAACGAAGAUAUUCUUAAUGUUCGUGGCACUCAAAUAAAUGUUCCGUCGACAUUGGUAAAAAAGAAUCAACGACGAGCAACGAAACCACUGGAAUCGACAGGUCCGAACGUUCAUCAUUUCUGCAUUCAAAUGGUUGAUGAAGCUGAUGUCUUACCGAAAGAAAUACGCGCAAUCACUCAAUUGUAUCACACACGUGCUCGAUUUCGACAUCAACUUCCGUUUAGUACAACCUAUCAUAAACAUGGCGAAUUACCGAAUUAUCCUCCCAAAGAAAUAAAUGAAGAAGAAGAGCGAAAAGAAAAGUCUAAAGUUCUGCAACGAGUUCGAUCUGGCGUUCCAUCGAUUCCAUUUGACAAUCUCGAAUCAUUGGACACUGAUCUUAAUGUAUGGCAAAAUCGUGCUGCUAAAUUAGUUCAACCGAAAGUUGAAGGUACAUCUGCUAUAACCCAAGAUCCUUAUUUAAUUCGUCUAUGGGCGCCGGCGCCACCGAAAAUGUAUAUUCAUCCACGUCGUGUUAGAGAACGUCUUUUCCCUCAAUAUUCAUCGUCUGCUCAUUCGAAAGGUCUUAGUGACGAUGACGACGAUGUCGAAGAGAAAACUUCUGCAAACACUAGUGAAUUAGCAAGAAUGAUAACGACAUUCAGUGAGCGAGAAACAUCCAUCGAAGAACAGAUUGUUCCUCCGAUAAUUCGAUCAUACAAAUCCUUAGAACGUCUACCAUCUACUAUCGAUUCCAAUGAGGAAUUUCAAAUGCUUCCGCGAAUGAUUCGUUCAACACGUUCGUGUUCAAAUUUAACAGCAGAACCUUCGGUCAGCUUCGAUACUGAUUAUAUAUUUACUUUGAAUGAAACGAAACAUCAGACGGAAGCUCGAAAAGUCGUGAAAACGGAAGCUGUUGCAGUAGCUCCACUUCCGAAUAAAGAAGUUUUGGUUCUCACACCCGAACCCGCGGAAAUCACCAAUAUCAAAGCAACUCCGGAACCAGCUGUUGAUCAAAGUGCAGAAACAUCAUCUACAGAUUUCAAAUAUUUUCGUAAGACGAAUCGUUCAGCACACUAUGAACAAGCACUUGCAGCUGGUCGUCCCUACAUCUCGAGUGGUCAUCUACGAGCGACACGACGUUCUCGAAAAGAUGCACAAUAUUGGGAACGCAUCGAUGCUAUUGCAGCUCUCGCUUCUGCUCCACCACGCUAUCCUAUUCUGUCACGUCGAGAAUCAUUUCACGAAGCAUUUUUCUACGAACGAAAUCAUCCACAUGUAGUCAAACAGCAAUUUCGUCAACGCAACACCAGUCUCGAGCAUGGAAAACAAACAUUCGAUGGCAUUAUCAAGACAAAAUAUGACUAUGGUAAAACGCGCGUAAAGUCAGCCGGAAAGCGUCAGUUGAGCGAAUUCGAAUGGACACGUGAUCUCUGGUACACUUGGUUAGAUGAAUACAUUGCUGAACUAGAUAAACAAGAAUUCAAACGGCAAGAAACUGAUACCAAAAAACAGAGCACCAGUCCACCAGCCAAUGGAUCAUUGGUAGCAACAGCAUAUGACGACGAUGACGAUGAAGAGGGUACAUCUCGACGAGGGACAGGUACGCAUGGCGAACCAAUUGUUAAUCUUGAAUUAGCUGACAGUGAAGAACGUCGUUUGAUUGAAAAUGAAAUCCAUCGUCUUACUGCAUUAAUCAAUCGUGAUCCACGUGACGUAUUUAGUUUAAGUCGACGAGGUGCUCUAUUUCGUAAACUCGGUUUAUUUCACGAUGCUCUCAACGAUCUCUCAUUAGCUAUCUAUAUCGAACCAUCAUUUAUGGAUGCUUAUUGGCAACGUGCACUUAUCUAUAUAAUUUUCGAACAUUACGAUGAAGCAUUAGACUCGUUGAAUAUGUGUAUUAAAUUCAAUAAAACGCAUGCUGGCGCUUAUAAACUACGUGCUGAUGUUCAUGCAAUCAAGGGUGAUUUAGCUUUGGCGAAUGCAAAUUAUUCGCAAGCUAUUCGAUAUAAUCCAACAGAUCAUGAAUCAUAUUUUCGACGAGCACAAACUUAUGAACGACGAAAUGAGAUUCUUUUAGCUAUGGAUGAUUACGUACAGGUGACACGAUUAAAUCCAAAGAACAUCGAAGCUUGGUAUAAACAUGCAAUGUAUUAUUAUAAUUCUGCCAAUUAUGACAAUGCUAUUGGCGAUUUCAAUGAAUUACUGAAACGACAACCAGAUCAUGUAUCUGCGCGUCUUCAUCGUGCUCUAUCAAAUUUUUACCUUGAAGAAUACCAAUAUGCUUUAAAUGAUUUUUCUGCUACACUUCAUUAUGAUCCGUCGAAUUGGAUGGCUUAUUAUUAUCGUGGUCUACUGCUUCGUGCAUGUAAUCCACAUCAAGCACUGAGAGAUUUCAGUAUAUCAUUGCUAUUGAAUCCUGAGUAUGAUAAUGUGGGUGCUUAUCUUCAUCGAGCUUUACUCUAUUGUAAAGAAAAUCAAUUUGAAGAAGCGAUUGCUGAUUAUGAAGCAGUAAUUGUGCUCGAUCGAGAACAUGCACCUGCACUUUGCAAUUUGGCGAUUAUCUACAUGAGGAAAAAUGCUCAAAAAGCAAUUCAGUUGUUCACACGGUCGAUCCAAGCUGAUCCAACGUAUGUUCGAGCUUACUUUUGUCGUGCUUACUUCUACAGUCAACUCAAUCAGUAUCAACAGGCAUACUCAGAUUACACGAAAAUAUAUCACAUGUUUCCGGAUCAGAAUUCAUCAGUGGUAUUGCGAGGCAAUAUGCUUUUACAAAUGGGACAACUGGAUCUAGCGUCGUUUUGCGUUGAAGUUGCAGCGAGUUUACAAUCAUUAUCCGGAUCAGAAGAAGAUAGUCUACCAUCAGCGAUGAAAAUGAACGCAUCAAGUCCUCAACAGCAAGCUAUCGUUCACGCAUUUCUUGAACAUUAUGAUCGUGCACUCUCGAUUAUGGAAUAUGAAUGUUCACUUUCGCCGACACCAGUUAACUGGCGUAUGCUGGGUGGACUACGUGUCAAAGCGAAACGAUUCGAUGAAGCCCGAGAGGCCUAUGAAAAAUGUAUACAAGCUUGUUUGAAUAAUGUCGCCGAUCAGAAAGGUGAACUUCAUGGUGUCUAUCUGGAUUUAAGUAAAUGUCUCAUACAAUUAAAACGUUAUUCUCAAGCUGUUGACCAGUUGACUGCGCUACUAAAACUACAAUAUCCAAAUCAAAGCGCUGAAGCUUAUCUACAACGUGGUAUUGCUAAAAUGCGCAUGUUUGCUCAUUACAGUCCUCAAGAAUUAGCAAAACUAUCAUCAAGUCGUCGACCAUUAUUGGACAUCAAUAAAGCGCUUGUGAUUGAACCGAACAAUGCCGAAGCUUAUCUUGCACGAGCUGCUUGGUACGGGCGAUGUGAACGUUACUCAAAAGGUGUACUAAAUUGCAAUGAAGCAAUUCGUCUAUGUCCGAAUCUAGUUCGUGCUUAUCUCUAUCGUGGUUGCUUGAAAUAUUCCAUUCGUUUAUAUGAUCAUGCGAUUAAUGAUCUAACCAAAGCUUUGCAAAUCGAUCCAUCCUGUUCACAUGGUUACUAUAAUCGUGCUCUAUGUUACAUUCGUCGUGGCAAUCUUUCGCAUGCAUUGAAAGAUUUCGCUAUUGUUCUGUGUCUUGCGUCAUCGAUCAGAAGUAGUAAAACUCAGUUAUUGGAAUUAGAAACGUAUGUCAAUCGUGGUCUCUUACAUUACGAUCAUAAAGAUUUUCAAAACGCACUAGUUGACUUCGAACAUGCACUGAAUCUAGUUCUCGAAUCAGGUGAAGAUAAGAAGAUUUAUACAUUAAAACAUCGAUUGAUAUACACUAUUGGACAGUGUCAUCAUCGAUUGGCACAAUUCGAUAAAGCCAUCGCACAAUUUACUUCGUCCGAAAUUGCCGAUCGAUUUACGACUGACGCUUCCUAUCGGCACGAUGUAUGGAUUGCUCUUGGUAAUGUCUAUAUGGAUAUGCCUGAUGAGAAAUCGAGAGCGAAAGCGACGAAAUUAUUCGAACGUGUUAUUCACGAAAAUCCAUUACAGGAACAUGCACGAUUGAAUCUAGGUUAUUCAUUACGACAACGUGCGUAUUAUCAACGAGCAUGGUUGCAAUUCUCAGCACUCCUUCGUAUUAAUCCUCGGCAUGUACGUGCGUUAGAAGCACGAGCGAUUGUUUGCUUACAAAUGAAUCAUCCACGAGAAGCAUUUAUUGAUUUGAAUCAAGCUUUACAUUUCGAACCGUCAUCAGCUCAAUUAUUAACAAAUCGCGGUGUAAUUCAACAAUUUUUAGGUGAUAAUCGAAGUGCAAUGUGUGAUUAUCGCGCAGCAAUGCUUGCUGAUCCACAAAAUGCCUUUGCACAUUACAAUGCUGGAAAUAUACUUAUGUUUCACGGGCAAUUCCUUCAAGCAAUCGGUCUAUUUGAUCGCGUUUUAGAGAUCAACCCACGGGAUGAAGCUGCUCUAACAAAUCGUGCCAUUGCGAAAAUUGUUCUUAAACAGUAUACAAGUGCUCGACAAGAUUUGGAACAGGCUUUGAGCAUUUCUCCGUUGAGUGCUCAUAUUCAUGUUGAUCUUGGUCAAUUACUUUUAACAAUGGACGAACCCGCUGUCGCUGAGGAACAUUUUACUCAAGCGUUAUAUAUUCGACCGUGUGAUCCGGCUGUAUUGAAGUGGCGAGGCGAUGCAAGAUCGAAACAAGAGGGUAAACAUAAAGAGGCCUUGGAAGAUUAUCGAGCAUGUGUGGAACUCAAUGAUGCUUUACAAUUAGCGCGUAAACACGGACUUAUUAAAGUACCAAAGAAAACAAAGCGACGUUUGUGA
Adineta ricciae is the source of this 5883-nucleotide messenger RNA. The record is from the annotation of a GenBank genome assembly. NCBI's taxonomy places the organism in Eukaryota, Metazoa, Rotifera, Eurotatoria, Adinetida, Adinetidae.